CCAAACCCUGCCGGCUUGGGCCAUUUUCAUCUGAGUGUUGGAUCACCGCAAGACAGCAACUUGACGAAACGACGGCUGUUGUAGCAAGGGUUCGAUAGCGCACAGCCACACCGGGUGAAGUAGAAAAUGCAAUUACAGCUGUUUGCGGCCGCCUAAAUAACAGGUUCCCUUGACCAUAAAAAGAGGCCAAGCUAUCAUAUUCAACCUCAUAUCAUUACCAGCUGUAACCACAGUACCUGUUUACAUUUCUAGCCCUAGUGCUAAUGAAGAUUUCAAUUUUAUCCGCCAUUUCCGUCAGUGCUGCAGCUGCAUCUGCUGCCAGCUUAUUGCAAGCUGCCAACCCCAAGUUUUACUGCGAAGCACCACGUCCCCAGGCCUCCACAUACACAGCUCUGCCAGGACACACGCUUGCUCAUCUUCAAGUCGUGCACCGCCACGGCGACCGCGUCCCCGACUACUACUCACCAGCUAGUCCCGCCAUGGAUAUCUGUGGAAAGUACCCGGACCUGACGCGUCAGUGCAACGUCCCCGGCGUACCUAUCGGUCGCACUGAGAUCGAAAUCGAUAGCACUUUGCCCUAUGCCAACGUAUUCUGGUCCGGCAACUGCGAGUUGGGCCAGCUGACGGACCUCGCCAGCGAGAAAAUGGUACGGCUGGGCAAGACAUUGCGCUCGAUCUACAUCGACAAGCUCGGGUUCAUGUCGCAAGGGUUGUGGGCCAACGAUAUCUACUUCCGCGCCGACUACAUCUGAUGCACACAGCAGAGCGGAUGUAGCGUUCUGGUUGGGUUGAGCACCUGCCAGCCGCACCCAGGCGUGGUCAU
Linderina pennispora is the source of this 823-nucleotide messenger RNA. RefSeq lists its product as uncharacterized. NCBI's taxonomy places the organism in Eukaryota, Fungi, Kickxellomycota, Kickxellomycetes, Kickxellales, Kickxellaceae. The coding region runs from base 264 to 752 and encodes 162 amino acids. The transcript has a single exon. Gene Ontology annotation, molecular function: phosphatase activity. The record is from RefSeq and is a predicted model, not a curated record. Gene Ontology annotation, biological process: dephosphorylation.